This is a messenger RNA of Solanum verrucosum, 986 nucleotides long. RefSeq names its product ylmG homolog protein 2, chloroplastic. The record is from RefSeq and is a predicted model, not a curated record. Gene Ontology annotation, cellular component: membrane. The transcript is spliced from 3 exons. NCBI's taxonomy places the organism in Eukaryota, Viridiplantae, Streptophyta, Magnoliopsida, Solanales, Solanaceae. Gene Ontology annotation, biological process: chloroplast fission. Bases 90 to 845 code for a protein of 251 amino acids.
AAUAAAUAAAACUAAAACAGCGUUUCUUAUCUUGUUUCCUCUAAGCCUAGCACUGAAGAUUAAAGAAGAAGAAGAAGCUGAGUUCAACAAUGGUUGCUCAAUCUUCAUCGCAAUCAAUGGCUGAAACAUCGAAGCAAAAUUGUGUAGUGUCAAACUGUUUAAUUUCACUACCUUUCUCAUUCUCAACCCCUCCAUUCUUCAAACAACUCCCAAAAUCAAAUCUACAGUUGGCACAAACUUCAUCAAAUGCCUUUCUUCAUUUUCACAACUCCUUACUCUCCACAGCUGAGAAAUGCUUCACCUUGCUGCAUUCUUUUCUUGCCUCUCAACCCCUUUUCAACAAAAUCAUGAACUUCUCUUCACAUUUCUCUCAGGUACAGUGCAGGACUUACCAGAACUUGGGUAAUCUGUCCCAUCACAAUUUUGCAGCUGUCUUGCCUGGUGACUCAGUUGCAGGAAUUGUUGUUGCAAAUGGAAUUAUAAAUUUCUUGAACAUCUACAAUUCAUUACUGGUUGUCAGACUUGUUUUAACCUGGUUCCCAAAUGCUCCUCCUGCCAUUGUCAGUCCCCUCAGCACUCUAUGUGACCCAUACUUGAACAUAUUCCGUGGGAUUAUUCCACCACUUGGAGGGACUCUGGAUCUUUCACCUAUAUUGGCAUUUCUUGUUUUGAAUGCCUUCACCAGCACUGCAUCUGCACUUCCUGCUGAACUUCCAUCCUCGACUGUGAGAGCAUCAUCAGAUACUCCACACGGUGCACCGAUAUUUCAUCUUACUACAUCGCAGAAGAAAUGGAUGAGGAGACUUUCUGGAAACAAGUCAAAGACUUCCGAUGAUGAAAGUUAAGCUGGUUUCUGCUCAUCAUUCAUGUAUUCACCAAAUGCUAAGCCAUACUCUGUUGACACUACAAUUUGACAUUAAAAUGUAAAAAUGUACUACAAAUUGGAUUUAUUUUUUUCAUGUAAACCAGAAAGCUUUUCAUCACUC